AUGGAUAAACUCAACAAAUGGGUUAUACCCUCAGUUCCUUCUAAUCAAAUUUAUAGAUUUACUAAGAUAGAUGUUUUUGCUCGUUUUGCUGUUAAAACUUUAGAGCAAACGAUUCAAAUUUCUAAAGAAACUCAGACAAUAAAACUGUUAACUAAAAAAGAUUUGAAACCUUUUAAAAAUUAUAAUUUUAUCCAUAUUGGAUUGGUUCAAAUUGCUUUAAAACCUUUAACAUUAUUGGGUUUAAAUUCUAGCAUAAUGGCUUAUGUUAGAGAUGGUAGAUGUAAAGAUUUCAAACAAUCUUUAGCUGCUAUGGUUGAGACAAGUUUGUGUCAUGGACCAGUUUACUUUGAUGUCUCACCUAAUUUAAAUCUAUCUUUAUCUGAUAAAAAUUUAUUAGAUGCUAUGCAAUUAACAGUUCAUACUAAUGGUUAUAAUUUUAAACUGGGAAGUGAAAUUAUAGCAAUAUGCUAUAGAAUCUACUAUAAGGUUCUUACUACGCUUAAUCCUAAAGCAAAGCAUUUAUCAUUUCCUGGAACCACUACUUUGGUUCAAACAAAUUUACUAACAUCCAAUGUUGCAACCAAUAGGUUAAUAAAGUGGGAUGAAAUAAACUUCCCAGAGACAUGGUCUCUCCCCCAGGAAAUAGAUCCUGAACCUAUCCUUAAUAGGGAUAUAGACCAAAUUAUUCAGACUAUUGAAGGAGAUUUAGAAAUAAAUUUCACUUCAAAAAGAAUAACUAGAAUACCCAGGUCCCUAUCUGCUAGGCACUCAGUUAGUGAAUUUUACACAGCUCCUAGCCAAUUACCUAGACCUUCUACUUCUCAAAUAAGAGAAGAAAUAGAGGUCUCGUUGAGAAUAUAA
Molecule: messenger RNA, 861 nt
Organism: Lathyrus sativus (Indian pea)
Lineage: Eukaryota; Viridiplantae; Streptophyta; Magnoliopsida; Fabales; Fabaceae
Source: the annotation of a GenBank genome assembly